Ustilaginoidea virens is the source of this 450-nucleotide messenger RNA. RefSeq lists its product as uncharacterized. Gene Ontology annotation, molecular function: structural constituent of ribosome. Gene Ontology annotation, cellular component: ribosome; cytosolic large ribosomal subunit. Gene Ontology annotation, biological process: ribosomal large subunit assembly; translation. The record is from RefSeq and is a predicted model, not a curated record. The coding region runs from base 1 to 450 and encodes 149 amino acids. Lineage: Eukaryota; Fungi; Ascomycota; Sordariomycetes; Hypocreales; Clavicipitaceae. The transcript is spliced from 5 exons.
AUGGCACCCAAGACGACAAAAGCUGGCUCCAAAAAGGCCCAGGACGCUGCCAAGGCUGUUCUGAAAGGCGUGCACUCGCGCAAGAAUGUCAAGACGCACACGUCCACGUCGUUCCACCGGCCGAAAACCCUGGUCCUGUCCCGCUCGCCCAAGUAUAUGCGCAAGUCGAUUGUGCACGAGCCCCGGCUUGAUGCUCACCGCGUCGUCAUCCACCCGCUGAAUACCGAAAGCGCGAUGAAGAAGAUGGAGGAGCACAACACUCUGGUCUUCAUUGUCGACGUCCGCGCCAACAAGUCCCAAAUCAAGGCCAGCUUGAAGCAGCUCUACGAUAUUGACUGCGUCAAGAUCAACACUCUUAUCCGCCCUGACGGCCAGAAGAAGGCGUAUUGCCGUCUUACUCCGGAUGUGGACGCCUUGGACAUUGCUGCCAACAAGCUGUCCUUGGUUUAA